AUGAAAGAACCCCGGAUUUUCCCUAGAGAGCGGCCAACUCCUUGGACUCGUGCUCCGCUGCCACCUCGAGGACGGAUGGACAGUUCCCUGGGACCACAAGGGGGUCCUGCUUUAAACACAGGCCACCCUCUGGGUAUGAACUCAGAUCCCUUCCUUAUGGCAACUGGCUCUCUUGGUGGAAAUUUGGCCCCAUUUCCAAGGAACCCGUCUCCUUUUCCAACUUCAUCAGGCUCAUUGGCUUCAAAUCCAGCACCUUUCCCUGCUGGUGCUCGUGACCCAAGCAUGGCUUCUUUUCCAAGAGGGAUGAAUCCCACUGGCACAGGGAUACAUUGGCCUGCAGGUUCCAAUUCAUAUGCGGUCCCCUGCUCACCACUGGAGAAUCAGCUCACUGCUGUGUAGAAAUGUUGCGUUGGUGAGCGGACCAUGCUUCAGCAGCACUGACCUGGUCACCCUCUACUGCCAUACCUUCCCCUGGGGGCUGGAACACAGAACAGGGAAGUGCAACCACUUCAGAGAGCCACCAAAUUUCUGCUUGCCUGACCGGGCCUGCAGCUCCCUUCUCCUGGGACUGAAUUAGCGGAAGCCAGGAUCAAGGCUCCACUGCUCAUCCUGCUCCCUCUCCACUGGUACACCCAAUCAGAGAGCCUCAACAUUAAACUGAUGUGGAUGGGGUUAUGGGAAUUGGGGUGGGGGUGGGGGGGAUGAAGGGGAGAAAUCACUGUGCUUCAUUCAGCCUGAUGUGAAAGGAUGGUUGGUGUUUUCCUGCAUUGUACCUUUUCUUACUGUUUCUUUAAUAAAUGGGACGAGAGGGCUAUU
This is a messenger RNA of Kogia breviceps (pygmy sperm whale), 816 nucleotides long. It is a transcript of the gene DERPC, whose product is annotated as DERPC proline and glycine rich nuclear protein. NCBI's taxonomy places the organism in Eukaryota, Metazoa, Chordata, Mammalia, Artiodactyla, Physeteridae. The record is from RefSeq and is a predicted model, not a curated record.